CUUAUUGAAAUAAAUAAUACGUAUUUUUUUAAUAAUUUAUGUAUAUGUGGAUUUAUAAAAGGUAACAAAUGCAUCUCGGUGACUAUAAAAAUAGAAAUAUGAUCGGUGGAAUAAAAGCAGCGCAAAAAGUGUUGUUCGUUUAUUCGUCAUUCACUUGCAUUUACUUUCCAGGAAUAUUAACUUUAUUACAAACAAGUGGCAAUUUAUAUAAUGUUGGCUCUUACAAGUUUAUUCCCACAUUAUUGAUAUUGAUGUUUGCAGAGGUGAUUAAAGUAAUGUUCUCUUUGUUACAAACAGAACCGAUACUAAUCACCAAGAUAGAAACUAAGACUUCGAAAGCUAAAAAAUCUUGGACCAAAUAUAUCAAGGAAGGUUUUAAAUUUGUUAUCAUAAGUAUUAUAUUAUCUAUUAUUUAUUAUUUUAUCAUUGUUAUAUUUGGUGCACCAAUUUUUAGUCAACACGAGGAAACAACCAUGCUCACUAUAAUAUUAACGUGCUUAACAUUUGUUCCUGCUAGUUUACAUUUAGGAGUAGAUACAGCGGUCAGCAUUUUAACAGGAACAGAAAUAAUAAAGCACAAUGAACUAAUAGAUGCUGCUAAAAUAGUUGUGAAAACUACUCUUUUAGGUUCAUGGUUAGGUGCUAUUGUAAUUCCAUUAGAUUGGGAUAGACCAUGGCAAGUAUGGCCUAUUCCUUGUGUAAUAGGUGCUCUUCUUGGUUACACAAUUGCACAUUUUAUCAUACUUUUUAAGACCCUGCGUACGUUGAAAGAAAAUAAACAAUUUUAGUUAAUUUAGUAUCAUUAUCCAUUUAGAAAAAAAUCUCUGCACUUUAAACUCUAAACAUUAGGUACAUUUACAUUUGUUAUGUAACAAGCGUAAACGUACUUGUAUGUAAAUAUUAUUAUAUAAGUUGCAUUUAUAUUAAUUAUGUAAGUUAUCAUAUAAUCCUGCAACUGCUCUUGUAAUAUAAUUAUUUAAUACAAUCAGUCAUCUAACAAGAUCCUUCAUGUACUUGAUUAUUUUACUAUACAUGUUAACAUGUACUUAUUAUGUAAUAAUCAUUACACAAAGAACAGGAAAAUAGGGUGAAUGAAGAAAAACAAACUAUAGCAUUAUGUUUAACUGAUUUUUAUUGGUGAAAAAGCUUCCGUUAACCGACUGAUUACAUUCACUUUAUACAACAAAUACGUAGUACCGUAACGUUAAUUACGGUUUUGACGGGUGUUAAGUGUUCGGCACGUAUCAAUGAAUAUCAUAGAUAUUACACGAUUUAAACGUGUGAGUAAAGAACGAAAUGUAUUUUCCUUCUUAUGGGGUGUAUAUGUAAGUAUGUAUGAUUAUUGUGUGUGUCUGUUUAUAUAUAUGUAAGUAUGUAUGUGUAUAUCCAUCUUGUCAGUCGCGCGUGUAUGGGUGGGUGCUUACAUACGUGCAUGCACGAGAAGAAAUAUUCUUACCAAAAAACGAAAUAAUGCUAUGAGAAAGACGAUUUACCGAUCGUCCAACUUGGAUAUAAUUAUAAUUAUUAUUAUUAUUUUAUUAUUAUUAUUAUAAUUAUUAUUAUUAGUAUUAGUAUUAUUAUUAUUAUUAUUAUUAUUAUUAUUAUUUUAUUUUUUUUCUCUCUUUGACUAUCGUCUACUAUAAGACUACCAUUGUCUUUUCAUUGUUGUAUAAUUAAUGAAUUAAUUAAUUAAAGUUUAAGUCGGAUCGAUCGGGACAAUCCACGUAAGAACGAACGGACCAUAAUAAGAAAAGCGAGGGUUUUUUUUUUUUUUUUUAAUUAACGCGCAUUUAUGCGAGCGUGUGCAGACGAUUACAUUAGAGAUCUAUGUAUGUAUUUAUGUAUUUUAUGUAUGUAUGUAAAGUAUGUAUGUAUUUACACACGGCUACUAAAUAUAUCCGACAACGGGAUUCGCAAAAUAAUUGUCAAAAAAUGAAGCACUUUGACCGCAAACGCGAUUAUGCUGCUGCUGCUGCCGUUGCUGUUGCUGCUGCUGCUGCAUGUCUAUCGGAUUACGCAUUAACUUAUUGUUCUUAUUUUUAAUUUAUUUAUUUUUCUAUUUUUUUUUUAAUUGUUAUUAUUUUCCCCCCUUUUUUUGUUCUUUUGUUGUUUAUUUGUUCAUUUUAAAUUAUCAGAAAUACUCGAGACAUAUCGCGUAUUCCUGUAAUUGGUGACAACUGUUUUAAAAAAUGGUAUAUAUUUAUAUAUAAUCUCAUAAAAUUGUCUUCUGUUGUUCUGUUUCUUCUUCUUUUUUCUUUUCUUUCUUUCCUUUACCCUUUCUUUCAAUCGUGUAAUUUCAUAAUUGACUAAAUUUUAUGUUAAUAUCGUAUUUUCUAGAACGAGAUUUGUGCGUACACCAAUCCCUUUUUAUAAAUGCACGUAAAUUUACGCACGCAGUUUCUAUUUCAUAUAUAUAUUUA
Polistes dominula (European paper wasp) is the source of this 2420-nucleotide messenger RNA. RefSeq names its product phosphatidylinositol glycan anchor biosynthesis class F (gene PIG-F). Gene Ontology annotation, biological process: GPI anchor biosynthetic process. The record is from RefSeq and is a predicted model, not a curated record. Gene Ontology annotation, cellular component: endoplasmic reticulum membrane. Lineage: Eukaryota; Metazoa; Arthropoda; Insecta; Hymenoptera; Vespidae.